AUGGGGUUCAGAGAUGUAGACCGCCACACGUUCUACGCUGGCGAACCACAACCUUCGGCAGAGUCCUCGGGUAGUUAUGAAACCAUCGACCCAUCCAACGGCAAGCCAAUCUGCAAGAUACACAAUUCGUCAACAAAAUCAGUCGAUGCCGCCAUUCAAUCGGCACAAGCCGCCUUCCCCGCCUGGUCCGGCACGCCGCCCAUAGAACGCGCGCGCAUCUUACAGAAAGCCGUCGUUCUCUUGCGCGAAUGCAAUGAUGCGCUCGCACGCGUGGAAACCUUCGAUACCGGGAAACCGUUCUCGGAGACGUCCACCGUAGACAUCGUCACCGGCGCCGACGUCCUCGAGUAUUUCGCCAGCCUCGUAGCAAGCGGCGGAUUGAACGGCGAGUCCUUCCGCCUCAGACCCACGGCAUCCGUCUACACGGCCAAAGAACCCCUAGGCGUGUGCGCGGGCAUCGGCGCCUGGAACUACCCCAUUCAAAUCGCGCUCUGGAAAUCCGCGCCGUGUUUGGCCGCGGGUAAUUGCAUGGUGUAUAAGCCGAGCGAGUUCACGCCGCUGCACGCAGAGUACCUCGCGGAUAUAUACAGGAAAGCAGGACUUCCCGAUGGCGUCUUCAAUGUCGUCUACGGUGGCGCCGAUGUCGGAGCUCACCUAACGAAACACCCGAAUAUCGCGAAGGUCAGCUUCACGGGCCAGGUCAGCACGGGGAAGAAAGUCGCGGGCGCUGCGGCCGGCGAGAUGAAGUACGUGACGAUGGAACUCGGUGGCAAGAGCCCGCUCGUUGUCCUACCCGACGCGCAGGUCGAGCAGGCCGUCGACGUUGCGAUGAUGGCGAAUUUCUUUAGCACGGGCCAGGUGUGCACGAAUGGCACGCGCGUGUUUGUUCCCCGCGCGAUGAAGAAGGCGUUUGAAGCGGGGGUGCUGGAGAAGAUCCAAUUCGUUCGCGCGGGGGAUCUGUUCCAUAUGGAUACCAACUUCGGCCCGUUGAGCAGUAAGGCGCAUUACGAGAAGGUGCUUAAGUACGUGCGUCAUGGCGUCGAGACGGAUAAGGCGACGCUGCUGUGUGGUGGGUUGGAGAAGCCGGACGGGUUGUCGGCGGAGUUGAGGGAGGGGUAUUGGGUUCGGCCUACUGUGUUUACGGAUUGUACUGAUGAGAUGAAGAUUGUGAAGGAGGAGAUUUUCGGACCGGUUAUGACGAUUCUGACGUAUGAUACUGUUGAUGAGGCUGUUACGCGCGCUAAUGCGACGGAGUUGGGGCUCGCGGCGGGGGUGGUUGGGCGUGAUAUUGAUCUUUGUCAUGGUGUUAUUUCGAGGCUGGAGGCGGGUAUUACGUGGAUUAAUACUUGGGGCGAGAGCCCGGCUGAGAUGGCCGUUGGGGGGUGGAAGCAGAGCGGUCUUGGCGUGGAAAAUGGGAGGAGGGGGCUUGAGGCGUGGGUUAGGAAUAAGAGUACGUUGGUCGAGAUGGGUGGGAGCGUACCGUCCGUGUUUUCGAAAUUGUAA
Molecule: messenger RNA, 1503 nt
Organism: Annulohypoxylon maeteangense
Lineage: Eukaryota; Fungi; Ascomycota; Sordariomycetes; Xylariales; Hypoxylaceae
Product: aldehyde dehydrogenase
Exons: 1
Coding region: 1-1503 (500 amino acids)
Molecular function (GO): aldehyde dehydrogenase (NAD+) activity
Source: RefSeq, a predicted model, not a curated record